Messenger RNA from Nicotiana attenuata, 1932 nucleotides. RefSeq names its product dol-P-Glc:Glc(2)Man(9)GlcNAc(2)-PP-Dol alpha-1,2-glucosyltransferase. The record is from RefSeq and is a predicted model, not a curated record. Gene Ontology annotation, cellular component: endoplasmic reticulum. Bases 103 to 1635 code for a protein of 510 amino acids. Lineage: Eukaryota; Viridiplantae; Streptophyta; Magnoliopsida; Solanales; Solanaceae. Gene Ontology annotation, molecular function: dolichyl pyrophosphate Glc2Man9GlcNAc2 alpha-1,2-glucosyltransferase activity. The transcript is spliced from 8 exons. Gene Ontology annotation, biological process: protein N-linked glycosylation; dolichol-linked oligosaccharide biosynthetic process.
UAGAGAAAACUUGAAACGUCAUCGUUUGAAGCUGCCUGCAGCAGCAUCAGGAAUUCCUAAUUUCUGUAUCGGCGAAGACCCAUUAACCGGAGUUGGAGCAAAAUGGGUAAAAUUGCGGUUGUGGCGAUUGUAAGUUCAUGGGUAGUAGCUAUAUCAAUCCUCGUCAAUUGCAUUGUGCCUGAUCCUUACAUGGACGAAAUAUUUCAUAUACCUCAAGCGCAUCAGUACUGCAAAGGCAAUUUCAGAAUCUGGGAUCCCAUGAUCACUACCCCUCCUGGCCUGUAUAUUGUUUCACUUGCCCAUGUUGCUUCUUUGUUUCCAGGGCUGUUCUCUAUGAAAAUAGGUGCUUCAUUUUCAGAUGCUUGUUCCUCUUCCAUCCUACGCUCCAGCAAUGGUGUAUUGGCUGUAUUUUGCAGCAUUCUGGUUUACAACAUACUUACCCACCUCAGGCCUUCCCUUAGUGACAGAAAAGUAACUCUUCGGACAGUUGUCCUAGCGUUGUAUCCCCUUCACUGGUUCUUCAGUUUUCUUUAUUAUACAGAUGUAGCAUCACUAACUGCUGUACUGGCAUCAUAUCUUAUGAGUCUCAAGAAGAAUUAUUUCUUGAGUUCCCUGGUUGGGGCUCUGGCGGUGCUGAUACGGCAAACAAAUAUCAUAUGGGUCCUUUUUAUAGCAUGCACAGGGGUUUUAGACUAUAUUCUAACUCAGCGGAAGGAUAAUGCUGUAUUGGCUGAAUCUAGUCCAUCACAAGGUAAAGAUGCUUUCUCAGUUUGGAACCAAGGUGUCGGAACAGGCUCUAACUUGAGAAAGCGCAAAAUCAGUAAUCAGGCAGCUACAUUCAGCUCUUCUGUCCACCAAACGGUUGGUUCCACAAAGCCUUCCUCAGAGUUCUCCCAUGAGGUGCGUGAAAUUAUCUCAAGACUGUGGCAACUUAAGUGGGAGCUUUUUGCAACUUUUUGGCCUUACUUCAUAGUUAUGGUCGCUUUCAUUACCUUUGUUUGUUUGAACGGGAGUAUAGUUCUUGGUGCAAAAGAGGCUCAUACAGUUUCUCCACAUUUUGCACAAUUGAUGUAUUUUAGCUUGGUAUCUGCCCUGUUUAUGACUCCCGUGCACUUCACAAUUAGGCAAGCUGCAGUGUUGGCUCAGUCCUUCUGGAAGAAAAAUAAGCUGGUCAGUUUCUUUCAGUUGUGUACGGCGUUAAUCGUUGGGUUCUUCUCAGUGCACUUUUUCAGCAUUGCCCACCCUUAUCUCGUUGCUGACAAUCGACACUAUCCCUUUUAUCUCUGGAGAAAAGUAAUCAAAUUUCAUUGGACAAUGAAGUACCUUCUGGUUCCACUCUAUGUGUAUUCAUGGAUAUCCAUCUUCAGAAUCUUGGCUAAAAGUCAGAGGAAGACAUGGGUACUAGUAUAUUUUUUGGCUACCUCUGCGACAUUGAUUCCUGCUCCACUUAUAGAGUUCAGAUAUUAUACAAUUCCGUUCUUUUUCUUGAUCCUCCAUUCUCAUGUUGAUGAUGACAGAAGUUGGCUUUUGAUGGGAGUUCAGUAUGUUGCCAUUAAUAUUUUCACUAUGUAUAUGUUCUUGUUCCGGCCGUUUUCUUGGGUCCAUGAGACUGGUGUACAGAGAUUUAUAUGGUAGCAAGACAGACACUUUGGAGAACUUAAGCGGUUUAAAUUUGCUGCACCAGUAUUCUGGCUGUACCUGCUGAUCCCAAUGGCCAAUUUGCUCAUUCAUGCAGUUUAGGAUCAUUUUUUGUAAGUUUAGUGGGAAUUGGUAUACCAUUUCAUUGAGAAUGAUGCUCUAGCUGGGCUAUCAGAUUUUGGUAUGUGGUGUUCAUAUUGUACAAUAACUUUAUUAGCAUCAGAAUGAGUGGUAAAAGGAACUUCUUAUCAAAACAAGUUGCUAUGAAGUUGGUUACUCUCACAUUACAUCAAA